AUGCACGAUAACAAGUUGACGGCAGCAGCGCCUCAUGCCUUGUCGGAUGGCACUGGCGAUUCAGGAAUAAUUUCAGCUUUGGGUGACGAUGAAUUCGACCCGAAUUUGCUUCUAGAAGCGCUGGACGGAGAUUUCGAAGGCCUUGGUCUACCAUCUCUAUCUCCUGCAGUCCUAGAUCCCAAUACGGUGUUUGGGGAGACGAAGAGGAAGCGAAGGAAGCAGCUGAGGCCGAAUAAAGCUCGUGAAGAGCGCCGCUUCCAGGUGGAACAACUACGAAAGGAAGUGGAAGACUUGGAGUUGACACUGAAACAGUGGCAGGAACGUCGGCGCAGGCUUCCCGCUAAUUCGAACAAGGCCAAUGAAUUCGCCAACCACAGAGAAAUAAGUGAUGUCCCCGCUGUGUGGGAAGAUAUCUGUAAAAACCAACUCUGUCGACGACUGAAGGCUGAACGAGAAAAUAUUCGCCUUAAGAACCAAUACAACGAGGAAAUACAAGUCGUCAAGAAGGUCGAGAAACUGCUAUACAAACGAAACAUUCAGCGGAAUGCGAUGCAGUCCAAUGUCACGAAACUCAUUCGACGCACGAAUCUGCCACCUGGAUACAUCCAGCGCAUGGCCGCAGCUCUUUUUGAAGAGCUCUCAGCAGGUAUCGAGAUCUGCUACCUUUUAAACGAAUCCGUACUUGGUGCAAAUACUACUGUUCCUACUAGUAUGGCGUCACGAAUGCCAUUGCUACGUGGAGGACUGAAGGGCGAAGAGAGAACACUCUUCGAUAGAAGGAUUCUUCCUUUCAGUAUGCACAACAUUAGUGAGGCUUGGUGGCGAGACUGGCACAACUACAAGGGUCAUAAGGAGACCCCUGGCGACGUUGUCGUAGAGAGCUUUGGAUUGGAAAUGAGUGACUUCAAGACCAAUACGUCUGUCUUAUCUUACGGGCAGCAGAUCCUAAGGCGGGAUAUUGAAGACGACCAAAUCGUGUUCGUCUGGAACGCUUAUCUGGAGCCGUUCAUAUACGACAAUGAACAAGUCGGAGGCAUUUAUUUCCUGGAGCAAUGUCACAUGAUCAUUAAACCGGAGGCUGAGGACACUACGACUAAUGAAGACGAGCUCGCUUCGUGCAUGUCGAGCUGUUACGUCAUCACUCCGUACUUCUUGGAUUCAACACUUGAGAAGGACCCUAGGAUUGCAGCUCUGGUUGAUUUCCUGGUGGGCGCUCUGUUCUUCCAUAUGAAGGCCCAGAACGAUACGGUAGAGGAUCUACUCCUCGAACAAGCUCUACAGAGUCGUACAUGUACCAACAAGUGA
Messenger RNA from Phytophthora nicotianae INRA-310, 1305 nucleotides. RefSeq lists its product as hypothetical. Lineage: Eukaryota; Oomycota; Peronosporomycetes; Peronosporales; Peronosporaceae. Bases 1 to 1305 code for a protein of 434 amino acids. The transcript has a single exon. The record is from RefSeq and is a predicted model, not a curated record.